Messenger RNA from Coccinella septempunctata (seven-spotted ladybird), 605 nucleotides. RefSeq names its product 60S ribosomal protein L23-like. The record is from RefSeq and is a predicted model, not a curated record. Gene Ontology annotation, biological process: translation. The transcript is spliced from 3 exons. Gene Ontology annotation, cellular component: ribosome; cytosolic large ribosomal subunit. The coding region runs from base 139 to 561 and encodes 140 amino acids. Gene Ontology annotation, molecular function: structural constituent of ribosome; large ribosomal subunit rRNA binding. NCBI's taxonomy places the organism in Eukaryota, Metazoa, Arthropoda, Insecta, Coleoptera, Coccinellidae.
GGAACGUAUCACUUCUCUAUGUUGGCGGAGGUUUUCACUCUGUGAUCCCAAACGUCAACUGUCCCGUUGCGGAUAAAGUUCGUCUUUUUCCCACGUGUUUUUAGUUUGAACAGUGGUGGUUCACUAUUUCACGUAAAAAUGUCUAAAAGAGGACGUGGUGGUUCCGGAGGAGCCAAGUUCAGAAUUUCCUUGGCUUUGCCCGUAGGAGCUGUGAUUAAUUGCGCAGAUAACACAGGAGCCAAAAACUUGUAUGUCAUUGCAGUUCAAGGUAUUGGCGGUAGACUCAACCGUCUCCCAGCUGCUGGUUGUGGUGAUAUGCUGGUAGCAACAGUUAAGAAGGGUAAACCAGAGUUGAGAAAGAAAGUCAUGCCAGCAGUAGUCAUAAGGCAACGUAAACCUUUCCGCAGGAAGGAUGGUGUUUUUAUAUAUUUUGAGGACAAUGCUGGUGUGAUCGUCAACAACAAAGGAGAAAUGAAAGGCUCUGCGAUAACAGGACCAGUUGCUAAGGAGUGUGCAGAUUUGUGGCCAAAAAUUGCUUCAAAUGCCGGUUCUAUAGCAUAGUCUUUAAGCAAAUGUACCAUCUAAUAAAACUCCUUAAAAACAAA